This is a messenger RNA of Prionailurus viverrinus (fishing cat), 4794 nucleotides long. It is a transcript of the gene ZNF570, whose product is annotated as zinc finger protein 570. The record is from RefSeq and is a predicted model, not a curated record. NCBI's taxonomy places the organism in Eukaryota, Metazoa, Chordata, Mammalia, Carnivora, Felidae. The transcript has 5 exons. Gene Ontology annotation, molecular function: RNA polymerase II cis-regulatory region sequence-specific DNA binding; DNA-binding transcription activator activity, RNA polymerase II-specific. Gene Ontology annotation, biological process: regulation of transcription by RNA polymerase II. Gene Ontology annotation, cellular component: PcG protein complex; transcription regulator complex; nucleus. The coding region runs from base 721 to 2334 and encodes 537 amino acids.
AUUCUCACACACAACACAAUCUCACACAUGGUCACAGAAAAACAGCAUGCCCGCCCCAACACCUAGGGUUUUACACGUACACACAAUGACAGAAUCAGAGGGUCGUGGCACCACUCACAAAAUUAGCCAGGUUACAGAACUUGUUCAAAUUUAAACACCAUUCUAAGGGAGUAUAGAGUCAGAUUAAAGUGGUCAGAGUGGUGUGAUCAGGGAAGGCAUUUUUGGAGAUGUGACAUUUGUAUCUGAAUGGACAGAAUAAGAGAACUUGGAAGACACCCUCUAGAAGAGCCAUUUUAGGAAGGGAGGACACAUUCACACCCAUCAUCACCAAAUCACAAAUACUUUAUACCCCGACCCCUUCCCUCCGAUCUUCGAGGUAACCAUUUCCGAAGCUGAAACGCUCUAGGGAAGUCGGGACCUGCGCACUCUACUCCCUGCCCUCCCUGUCCCACACACUUUUUCGGGUACCCCAGCACAACUGUAGGUGCUCGCCCCUCCGUUUGUGUGGGCGCGCGCUCCCGAACCGCACCCCCUGCGGCUGCUCCGCGACUCUAAGUUCUGCCCCUGGUUGCUAAGAGAGGUGGACGGAGCACUCGUGUCUGCGCACUUCAAUCGUAGGCCAUCUAGCUGACACUCUACCCCGUUCCCGUGGCGGACCCAGGCUCCGAAUCAUCCAAGGACACUGCCAUUUCCCAAGAGAAGAGCCAAGAAGAGGAAAGAAUGGCUGUUGGACUUCUUAAAGCCAUGUACCAGGAGUUGGUGACCUUCAGAGAUGUGGCUGUAGACUUCUCCAGAGAAGAGUGGGAUUGUCUAAAUUCUUCUCAAAGGCAUCUGUACAGUAAUGUGAUGUUGGAGAAUUAUAGGAUCUUGGUGUCCCUAGGACUUUGCUUUUCUAAGCCAAGUGUGAUAUUAUUAUUGGAACAAGGGAAAGAGCCCUGGAUGGUGACAAGAGAGCUGGCCAAAGGCUUGUGCUCAGGCUGGGAAUCUAGGUGUGAGACUGAAGAAUUAACCUCAAAGCAAGAUAUUUAUGAAGCACAAUCAUCCCAGAAGAUUCUAGAAAAACUUACAAGCUGUGGCCUUGAGUAUUCCAGUUUAAGAGAAGAAUGGAAAUGUGAGGACCAUUUUGAGACACAGCCAGUAAAUCAGAAGGCAUGUUUCAAGGAAGAGACAAUCACUCAUGAAGAAGCCCUUAUUAAUAAAAGAGCACAAGAAUAUAACAAAUCUUGGGGAAAUUUCCAUCCGAACACACUGCUUCAUACACAACAGAUAACCACCAAAGAGGAGAAAGUACAUAAACAUGAUACACAUAAGAAAAGCUUUAAAAAAAAUUUAAUGGCCAUUAAGCCCAAGAGUAUCUAUACAGAGAAAAAACUUUUGAAAUGUAAUGACUGUGAAAAAGUCUUUAGCCAGAGCUCAUCUCUUACUCUUCAUCAAAGAAUUCAUACUGGAGAGAAACCAUAUAAAUGUGUAGAAUGUGGAAAAGCCUUCAGCCAGAGAUCAAAUCUUGUUCAACACCAGAGGAUUCAUACUGGAGAGAAACCCUAUGAAUGUAAGGAAUGUAGGAAAGCCUUCAGUCAGAAUGCACACCUAGUUCAGCAUCUGAGAGUUCAUACUGGAGAAAAACCUUAUGAAUGCAAAGUGUGUAGGAAAGCCUUUAGCCAGUUUGCUUACCUUGCUCAACAUCAGAGAGUUCAUACUGGAGAGAAGCCUUAUGAAUGUAUUGAAUGUGGAAAAGCAUUUAGCAAUAGAUCAUCCAUUGCUCAACACCAGAGAGUUCAUACUGGUGAGAAACCUUAUGAAUGUAAUGUCUGUGGGAAAGCAUUUAGCCUUCGUGCAUACCUUACUGUACACCAGAGAAUACAUACUGGAGAGAGACCCUAUGAAUGUAAGGAAUGUGGGAAGGCUUUCAGCCAGAAUUCACAUCUUGCUCAACAUCAGAGAAUUCAUACUGGAGAAAAACCUUAUAAAUGUCAAGAAUGUAGGAAAGCAUUCAGCCAGAUUGCCUACCUUGCCCAACAUCAAAGAGUUCAUACUGGAGAGAAACCCUAUGAAUGUAUUAAGUGUGGGAAGGCUUUUAGCAAUGACUCAUCCCUUACUCAGCAUCAGAGAGUUCAUACUGGAGAGAAGCCUUAUGAAUGUAACGUUUGUGGAAAGGCUUUCAGUUACUGUGGAUCCCUUGCCCAACAUCAGAGAAUUCAUACUGGAGAGAGACCCUAUGAAUGUAAGGAAUGCAAGAAAACUUUCAGGCAGCAUGCACACCUUGCUCAUCAUCAGAGAAUCCAUCUUGGGGAGUCACUCUCACCACCCAAUCCAGUCAAUCACCAAGUUCUCUAGACACUAUCUCAUAAAUAUAUCCAGAAUUUAUAUUCUUUUUUUUCUAUCUCUAAAGUCACCGUAGAUUCAUCUCACCUCAAUCACCAUACUGUAGCUUUCCAAGAGGUCUUCCUAUAUCAACUUUUGAUCCCCUUAAAUUCAUUCCCACCAUGCCCCAAACUGAUUUUUUUAGUAUAAGAAUAUAUCACUGCCUCCAGUUAAGACUUUUUUUUCUUUUUUGGCUUAUUAUUUUCUUAAGCUAACAUCCUCAGUCUUUAAAUUGUCUGUGAGGUGCUUCAUUAUCUGGUUCUUACAUACCUUUCAGUCUUAUUUUAUUUAUUCCAGUCUCCUUCACUGAGCACUAGGCACUUCCCAGGACUAAGAGCUUAGAUUCUGGAAAAUCAGCUCUACAACUGCUGUGGUAUUGUACGACUUUGAGUAAUUUGUUUGACUUAUCUAAACCUCAGGGUUUUCUUUAAUUCUUAAAAUAGGGAUAAUAAAGGAUACUGUAUUGUAGAACUGUGAUUAUUAAAUGAUAUAGUGUCUGUUGUAGACUGAUGCAUAUAAAGGAAUAAAUUUGCAUGUAAAGUGCUUCACGUAGCACAUCAAUUAUAGCAGAUAUUCAAUAAAUCAUAAUAGCUAACGUGUAUUGAGUGUCUACUCUGCACCAGGCACUGUUCUACAUACUCAGCAUAUGUUAAGUUACUUACUCCACAGCUAGAACAAAAUUCUUCAGUGGACAAAGUAGAACAUCCCUGGGAAGCAGCAGGUCAGAAUUAAGAAAACCUAAAAAUUUUAGAAACAUAAGUGGGAGUCUUUGCACUCUAGAUACGUAAUCAGGAUAGACAACAAGUAGAACUACUAACACCUACAACCAGUUUUAGGAAGUUUCUAAAGGAAUUGGAUAAACAAUAUAAGGAGAGUGAUGAUUGAGAAGAAUACAGAACUCACAUUUAGAUCAAGAAAAGAAUAGAGGAUCACAACUCCAAAAAACCAAUAAACAUAGAAAUUCACACUGUCCCAUAAAAAUAUACCAGGCCCACGCAAUUGUAUGGGUGAAUCUAAGUAAUUUAAGAAGCAUUUAAAUUGUUCUACACCACAGAAAAAGUAUAAAGUUUGUGAAUGUUUUAGCCAGUGGUUGUAAAAUUUAAACCAAAUAGGAAUUAAGGGUAAAAAGCUACAGACAAAUAUAUAUAGGGUUUCCUAUAAUAUAUUAUAUAUAUAUAUAUAUAUAUAUAUAUAUAAUAUAUAUAAUUUCUCCUUCAGUGAAUAUUGAGUACCUACUGUUUGCUGGACAUGGUUUUAGACACAAGGAGACAAUAGUGAUCAAUACUAAGACUAUGUCUUCAUGGAGUUAAAUUUCAAAGGCUAAAAUCAUUAACACUUAAAUAUAAAACAAUAGAUUUUCUAGACCUAGCAAAAUGAAAAAUAAUAAACUGAGGAGUAUUAUAUGGUCUAAGCUGAAGAGACAGCCUAAUAAAAGUUGUCAGCUAUUCCUAAUUCACAAAUUCACUCCAAUUAGAACCAAAAUUCCUCAGGUCUUUUUUCCUGCUAAUUUCACAGCUUUGUUCUAAAUUCAUCUAUGAAGUGUGAACUCUUAAGCAAGACAGCUGUCGAGUCUGACCUAUUUCUAGAAAUUCUGCAUAUGAUUAAGAUGGCUUAGACCCAUAGAGAAAAGAUGCAUUUGGGGUUAUUAGAAUAAUUGUUUAUAUCCAUUACAGUAAGGGAAAAGCAAAUAAAAUCAUAGUGAACUAUUUCAAAAUCAUUACAUUGGCAAAAGCAUCAUAGUACCAAUUACUGGAAAGAUGUGGAGCAGUACGAAUGUUCAUACAGUGCUAUUGGAAGUAGUUGUAUUUAGGAUAAUUUAGCAAUAUCUAGUAAAGUUGAAAAUGCGUAUACUCUCUGACCCAGCAGUUCCACACUUAAACCUCUUAUAGUCUCUCCUCUCUUCAUGUGUCUAGAGAAGUAUACAUGAAAGUCUAUUUCAGUAUUAUUUAAGAAUGAAAAGCUUAAAGCAAUCAAAAUAACCAUUAGGGUGAAUAGAAGUUAGAUCCCAAGUUAAAAAGAAUGAAGUAGAGAUAUUUCUGUCAGCAUGGAUAAAUCUUAAAACAAUGUUAAUGAAAUUGAACUAGACAGUAUUUUGUAUUAUAUGGUACCAUUUAUAUAAAGUUUGAAAAUAUGCAAAUUGAUGCUAUGUGUAUUUUCCAUGGCUAAAUACCAUAUAGAUUUAGUAUAGCAACAUUCAUGGAAAUAAUAAUUAAAUCCAAAACAGUGGUGACCUCUGGAGGGGGAGAAAAAUGAGCUUGAGAAAAGGAUGCAAAAGGAGAUAUCUGUUAAUCACUCACUUCUUUAAAAAAUAAGCAGACAUGGCCAAUUCUUAUAAAUUGAUAAAGCUGGUUGUUGGUUUAUAGGUAGGUUCUUAUUCUCUAUAUCUUUCUGUAUAUUUAAACUACUUCAUAAUAAAAAAAUAACAUUUAAGUA